AUGGAGAUUUCACUUGAAGACGAUAGCGGCACCUCAUCGCCCAACUUUGAGUACAAGGGUGCUCAUCAAGCCUUCAGGGAUCGCUGGAAGGAGACCGAUGACACCAUGUGCCGCCACAGCAUGUCCUUCCACCUGCACCACACGCUGAGGAGCGAGUUCUUCGCCAGCUACCUGUACCUGCUGGAGAAGGUUCCUCUGGUGAAGCUGUUCCCGGUCACCUGUGAGUACAUCAAAGGAGAGAAACAGUUUUACUACCGAGCUCAGCAGUUCUAUGAGGACGUGCCUGCUUCAGAGGAGGGCAUGAUGGGAGAUUUUGUGGAGAUUUCCAACAUUGAUCUGGAGGGCUCCCGGCAAUUUCUGAAGAGGUUUGUGGGUCCUGGUAAGGCCGGCACACACUGUGCCCUGGACUGUGGCUCCGGGAUCGGGCGUGUGAGCAAAGGUGUCCUCCUUCCUGUGUUUGAGAAAAUGGAGAUGGCGGACAUGAUGGAGCACUUCCUGCUCCACGCGCACGAAGAGUACCUGGGCGACGACGCCGAUCGCAUUGAGACCUACUACUGCUACAACCUGCAAGAACUCACGCCUCCGAAAAACAAGUACGACGUGAUCUGGAUGCAGUGGGUGGCAUGUCACCUAACAGACAAGGACCUGAUGAACUUCCUGUUUCGAUGUAAGAAGAGCCUUCGUCCAAAUGGAGUCAUCAUAAUGAAGGAAAACAUGGCGCGGCAGGGCUGCAAGCUGGACCCCAUCGACAGCAGCAUCAGCCGCCACCUGGACAUCAUGCAGAGCAUCAUUGCCAAGGCCGGCUUAGAGGUCCUGGCUGUGGAGAAACAGGAAGGCUUCCCUGAGGUCAUCAUGCCGGUCUGGAUGAUCGCUAUGAAAUAG
Seriola dumerili (greater amberjack) is the source of this 882-nucleotide messenger RNA. It is a transcript of the gene ntmt2, whose product is annotated as methyltransferase like 11B. Bases 1 to 882 code for a protein of 293 amino acids. The record is from RefSeq and is a predicted model, not a curated record. Gene Ontology annotation, biological process: N-terminal protein amino acid methylation. Gene Ontology annotation, molecular function: N-terminal protein N-methyltransferase activity. Gene Ontology annotation, cellular component: cytoplasm. Lineage: Eukaryota; Metazoa; Chordata; Actinopteri; Carangiformes; Carangidae. The transcript is spliced from 4 exons.